CAACAAGGCCGUAAGGUGCCUGUUACUUCGCCGACAUAUCGCCAGGAGGCGGAACUGAUAGUGGCGGAAGAAAAUCAGGCAAAGCAAAAGAUGCCCAUCUAUGAGGGUCUCGAGGAUUACACGUUAGUCGAAAAGAUGGGAGAUGGUGCUUUCUCGAACGUCUACAAGGCAGUCGAGAUCGCCACGGGCAGGAAAGUUGCAGUCAAGGUGGUGAGAAAGUACGAGCUCAACUCGUCUCAGCAUGGCAACAAGCACCUCAAUGCAAAUUUCAAAAAGAGGCCGCGUGUUACCGAGCGUGCGAAUAUCCUCAAAGAGGUUCAAAUCAUGCGAGGUAUAGAUCAUCCUGGCAUAGUCAAAUUGCUCAGCUUUUUCGAGAGUGACGAACACUACUUCCUGGUCCUUGAAUUGAUGGAGGGGGGCGAAUUAUUUCAUCAAAUUGUCAAGCUCACCUACUUUUCCGAAGCUCUCUCAAGACAUGUGAUCGUACAGGUUGCCCAGGGCAUUCGAUACCUCCAUGAGGAACGUGGCGUUGUCCAUCGCGACAUCAAGCCGGAGAAUUUGCUAUUCGAUCGCAUACCUAUCGUUCCUUCUCGUCACCCGAUCCAUCGUCCUUAUGACGAAGAAAAGGAGGAUGAAGGAGAGUUCCGACCUGGUAUCGGAGGUGGUGGUAUCGGCAGAGUUAAGAUUGCCGAUUUUGGUCUGUCCAAGAUUGUGUGGGACGAGCAAACAAUGACACCUUGUGGUACUGUCGGAUACACGGCUCCGGAGAUCGUAAAGGACGAGCGGUAUAGCAAGUCUGUCGACAUGUGGGCGUUAGGUUGUGUGCUUUACACGUUACUCUGCGGUUUCCCUCCCUUCUACGACGAGUCUAUCAAUGUCUUGACUGAAAAAGUUGCCAGAGGCUACUACACUUUCCUCAGCCCUUGGUGGGAUGACAUAUCAACAUCCGCCAAAGACCUUAUCACACAUCUUCUCUGUGUCGAUCCUGCUCAGCGAUACACCAUCGAUGAAUUCCUUGCCCAUCCAUGGGUCAAAGAGGUUCCUCCCGCACAACCUCCCAUUCCUUCCACCCGUCUCACUGUUCCUCAAUCCAAUGUCCCUCUCGAUUCACCGCUACUAGCUUCUAUGCGGGCUGGCGGUCGCGAAGGUCGUUCACCGGGUGUUACCGCUCUUAAAGAGGCUUUCGACGUCACCUACGCCGUGCAUCGAAUGGAAGAGGAAGGUGCUCGUCGACGAGCUUAUAACGGACCUGGCGGAGCUGGAACUCGAGGUUUCCUCCACGGUCUCAAUGAAGAAGACGAAGACGUAGACGAGCAAGCACAAGUCGAAGAAGCUCGGAGGAAACACGGUGAAGCCGUCGCGCGACAAAUCGAAGAACAUCGAGGUAGGGCCGCUGCCAAUGCAGCGGCUGGAAUCAAAGAAACGCCAGUGACCAAUUAUGUUGGACGUGGAGGUGCAAAUCGACGAGAGGCUGAGGCGGUGUUGUACGACGGUCGGGCAGGUCAGAGAGAUCGAGGUAGGGAGGCGAAGCAAGGGUUCGAUCUGGAUUUGGGGAAUGCUACUUUAUUGGGCAGACGAGGAAAGAAGGUGGCGGCUAGCCCGUUAGGACAAGCUCCACAGACGGCAGGAACACAGUCUCUUCAUCUGGGUUGACAGGAGAGAUAUCAAACUCGGUUGUCUCGACUAAUACCCGCGAUCCCUUUUUUCUCUCGACGACGAAGACACGAUGUCCGGAAGUAGGAAUGGAGUUGGAGUUGUUGGGUUCUAGACAAAGCUGUUGUCAUAGUGGAGGAUUAUCCGUAUACCCAAUGAUUGAAAGAGGAUGAGCUGUGACAUGAUGCAUGGCAUUAAGCUGUGUAAU
This is a messenger RNA of Tremella mesenterica DSM 1558, 1861 nucleotides long. RefSeq lists its product as uncharacterized. Gene Ontology annotation, biological process: protein phosphorylation. Gene Ontology annotation, molecular function: ATP binding; protein kinase activity. Bases 91 to 1653 code for a protein of 520 amino acids. The record is from RefSeq and is a predicted model, not a curated record. NCBI's taxonomy places the organism in Eukaryota, Fungi, Basidiomycota, Tremellomycetes, Tremellales, Tremellaceae. The transcript is spliced from 8 exons.